AUGUGUGACUCAUAUCUGGAAGGCCAUGGUUUGGAACAUGCACCGCUACAGUUAAUAGAUACAGGUCGUAGGUUUGGUGUUGUUCCCAUCACCGAUAAAGAGAUAUAUUGGUUUUUUUUACUUUCAUCUACAUCACAAACAUCAUAUUGCGACUUGUCCACCGGAGACCCUAAGGUGAUACAGGAAAAUGUGUUACAGCGGGUGGCGAAUUUCCCUCAAAUUGUCCAUGAUGUGAUUCGUUGCUCUGAUAUGACCACUUUAACAUGGGCACCAAUGAAGUUCAGAUAUCCAUGGGAUAUAAUAAUCGGACGUGUUUCCAGAGGGACAGUAACUGUCGCAGGUGAUGCAUUGCACCCAAUGACACCGGAUUUAGCCCAAGGCGGUUGUGCAGUAUUGGAAGAUGCUGUUAUACUGGGGCGUCAUAUAGGGAAUUCUUAUAUUAGAAAUGGAAGAAAAUUAUGUAACAAGAACUUAGAGACAGAAAUUGAAAUGUAUGUGAAAGAGAGGAGGUGGAGAGUUGCUAGUUUGGUUAGUGCAUCAUAUUUUUCUGGGUGGGUGGAACAAGGAGGAUCAGGUGAAGCUGGAUGGUUUGUAUCAGAAUUCCAUGAUUAUGAUGAUGGUCAUUGCCGUUCUCUCAACCUGGGGUUGUAG
Messenger RNA from Papaver somniferum (opium poppy), 651 nucleotides. Its product is annotated as monooxygenase 2-like. The transcript has 2 exons. Bases 1 to 651 code for a protein of 216 amino acids. Lineage: Eukaryota; Viridiplantae; Streptophyta; Magnoliopsida; Ranunculales; Papaveraceae. The record is from RefSeq and is a predicted model, not a curated record.